Pieris macdunnoughi is the source of this 2052-nucleotide messenger RNA. NCBI's taxonomy places the organism in Eukaryota, Metazoa, Arthropoda, Insecta, Lepidoptera, Pieridae. The record is from the annotation of a GenBank genome assembly.
AUGUAUAACUGGAAUUUUCCGCUUCUAGUAUUACUUUGUGUUUUAAACACCAUAAAAGCAGACAUAAGUCUUGUUGAUGGAAGGGAAUAUUCUCGUGAACGCUCACUGCGUUCUUAUCAUCCGGAUAUUCGAUCGCUUGCUCAAAGAAACUUACCACUUCGAAAAGGGUCCCCGGAAAUACCAGUAAGAGAGAAAUAUCGAGACAUACCAAUACUGCAGGAGAACAGACGCGAAUCAAGAACAUACACUCGAACUGAUCAAUCUAGAAAUGAUAAUCAAGGUUUAAGUCGCUUUCAAACCAAUUAUUAUCGUCUUAGUUUUCGCCAGAGGCUAGCAGAAAAAACACAUUAUUCUAGACUGGUUAAGAACCGCGUAUUGUCUGCAGAACGAGUAGAUGAUGCCAAUGAACGCCGUACUCUUCGUAAUUCAAAUAAUUUGCGUACCAGAUCAGAUAUUAGACAAAUGCGCGAUAUCAAGGAACGUUUGCCAUCUUUGAACAGAUUUAACGAAAUUAGAAGGGAAAACACUCGAGAAGUUCGUUGUGAAUCGAGUAAUUCGAAAAAUAGAAUGAUAAGAUCUUUGGAAGAUCGUCAACAGGUUUCGAGGAUAAACAGAGAAAUUGAAAAAAGGGAUAGUUCCAGUCUGCUCCGCGAUUCUGUAGAUAAUAUUAGAAAAAUAAAUGGUCCUCAAUAUAGGGCUGGCAUAAAUAAAGAAAAUAGGCAAACUAUAAAUAAGGACACAAGAUCAGAUAAACAAAGAGACCGUGUAGCUCCUUCUGUUGAGUUAAGGCAAAUGAAAAGAGUCACACCAUCGAGGCAUGAUAUCCGUAAACCCCGAAGCAUUUCAAAUGACUACCAACGAGUGGAGACUAUUGCAGUAAGGCGCGAAGCAGAAAUCAAAAAUGAACAUUUAAAUAGAUAUGAGCUUCGCUUAAAUGAACGGUCUAUAAGCAGAGUGCGAGAUAUGUCUUCGCGAUCAUUUGAAAGAGUAAGUUUCGCUAAUACCGGGGCAUCAAGAGCAAUGUAUGCUAUGGAACGCGAUACUGAAGUGCGACAUUAUGAACGCAAUGUUCGCGAAAAUGAAAAUCAUCGUUCACUCGACGUAGGUCUCCUCAGAUCUUUAGAAAUAAUGAAUGUCCGAGAUAAUAGGGAAACAACUGUUAGGGAAAGAAAUCUUCAGAUGGCCCAAGACGCUCGUACACACGUACAAGUUAGACAACGCAUGAUAAAAACAAAUAUUGAUCUUGCAAAUUCGUAUUAUAGAGAUUCUAUUAAUAGAAACACUGUAGUAAGGCGAGAAGUACGAAAUACCCAUCCUAACGAACGUGAUGCUCGUCUUAAUAAUAACCAUCGUUUACCUUUGAGAGAAACUGAAAGGAACAUUUUCCGACACACCAGAGAAUCUGACAGGAUUAGAAACAGUAUGGACAGGAAUGUCCGAAUAAACGAACGUAACACUGACGUAAGACUUCGUUCAAUUAACAGACGAGAUAGAACAAGGUCUGCUGAAAGAUUCAGAGAAUCCACCGAAAUACUAAGAGAUAACACAGAGAGGCAUUAUCAGAGGAGUAGUGAUGACAGAACUUUUGAGCGUCGACAACAAAGGACCUACACUCACUCGAUGAGGCGCACCAGUUUUGAUAAGAGCCAAAUUCGAAGAUCUAACUCUAAAGGUGAAAGUGAUGAGGAUACUAGGAUGCGACAAAAUGUGAACAGAAACGUGGACAAGAGAUUAACAACCGAUAUUAGUGCUAAUGGAAGAAUCAGUCACUCAGUUAUUAGACGUCAGAUAAGGGAACCAAGGUUGACGCAGCAGUUGGGAAAAAACAAAAGAACACGCGAAUACGAACUGAACUUUGAUUAUUCAAGGAACACAUUGAGUAACAUGGUUAAUGAAGAAAACUCAUCAUUUACAUGGCAAGCCGCGUUUUACGCUCUUCAAGCUAUUUACAUUUGUAGUAUUGUUUUCAAGGUUUGGAACAGAACAGAUUCUACUAAGAGGAAAAUCUGGUAUUUCCAGUGGCUUCCUAUACCAGCAAACAAAAUUGAGUAA